AUGAGAGAGCAAAAAGGACUUCUUACUUUUAAUGAAGAUCGAGAGUCUGUAUUUUUGAGCUAUUUACUACAUAUCGUGACUGAAAUCAUGGAUUUAAUUAGACCAACAAAAGAAACUUUAUUAAGUGAAAUAAUUACGAGAAAUCAGGAAGCAAUAUAUGAUUCAACUAAAAAACGGCCACUUGGUUGUUCAUCCAUACAAGAUUUACCACCUCACUUGGAUAAAUAUAAAACAACAUUUGGAAUGAUAUAUGAAAAAGGGGAUAGAGCCGGAGAUUUAAUAAACCCACCAAGAAAACGUAUUGAUAUUACAAAUGAAGAAUUAGAGAAUCAUCAACAUUAUCUCAUUUCGCAUAAACAUUUAUUCCCUGGUGAGCAGGCGCAUAGAAAUUAUAAAAAUUUUAAUGACAAACAAGUAUUUGGUAUGCAUACAAAUUGUGACCCACGUGGAAUACACGUAGGUCGAGCUAUGAAUUGGACGUUCAAUGAUUCUAACAACAAGAAUAUAGCCAUUAUGAACACAACACAAAUUGAUUACAAAAUGAAGCAUGAUGAUAUUUUGGGUAAAGUUAGAGAUCCAAUACGUGAUACAAUGAAAAUUUCAGAUGAUCAUAUAUUUGGGUUAAUUAAUAAAACUAAUGAUAUUACAGUUGGUCAGCUAUUACAUGGUUUAUUACCAAGAAAUAUAUCUGGAUUAUAUACUGACGACAGUAGAAUUGCUAAACAAAGUGAACUCAACAAGAAAAAAUACAUACAGUACAGUGAUAGGUUCAAAUUAACGAUGUCGGUUAUUCAUCAUGCUCUUAGAAAAGCACAUUACACACAUGGACCAGAAAUUAUCGCCACUCUUUGUCAACUAGCUAAUAAGUCGAAUCUUAUUCCAAUGAUUGAUGCACGUCAAAUUUUUAAUCACUUUCAAGUACCAUUAGAUGAAGAGUUAACAGAACAUUUAUUUGAUUUAAUCACAGUACCAGCAUCAAAUGAAAUGAUUGAACAUGUUAAAGAAUGUAUAAAGCAUAAUAAAGAGAACAAUAUAAAUAAUGAGAAACAUUAUCAUAUUGAGAAUGAUAUGAUUAAUUGGGCAAUUGAUUGGUGUAAAUUAAGUGAAUUAUUGAAUUGGAAUAAUGAUAAAUCUAUGCGAAAUUGCUGUUCUGGUUUUACUAUUAUUACUAGUAAUAAUAAUAAUAGUAUUGUUAAACCAGAAUGUUAUGAGGAUACUGAAAAUGUCCGCAAUCGUCUUCAACGUGCUAUUCAAGCAAAUAUUCAUCAUUGGACAACAACAAAUUCCAUAUAUACUGGUAAUCUUAAUGGAUUAAUUAAUACAGAUAAUUGGGAAAUUCUUGGUGAAAAAAGCCUUCAACUUGAUAAAUUAGUACCUAAGUUUCGUAGAAGUACUGAUCACGCACAUUACGGAGAUGAAGCUGGUGUUGGAUCAAUUAUAAGUCCAAGUAUAUUCACAGACUAUGGAUUAACUAACAGAGAUCUACUAACUCUACGUAAUAAACAAGAUACAUUGGAUCUGUUUACUCAAGCUAAUUUGCAUCAUUUAUUCAACACUUCCCUAAGUUUUGACAAAGUCUGGCAAAUGGCAUUGAGUUUCGAUAAGGCAUUGUUGGGGAAUAAACAGCCGAAAACAGACGACCAAGUUACUUUACAAUCAUUUAAAGAUGCGUUACUUAAACUUCAUAAGGAUUUGUAUCAGCAAGAAGAUCGGUCGUCAAUACAUACGGGAAAGUGAUGUUAGUUAAUGAUGUAUUAUUAUUAUCAUUAUACAGCAACUAAGAACCUACAGAUCAUUAAUUCAUAGUAAGUUGCUGUAUUCAGGUAACAAUUCAGUGGGUGAAAUAUAUACU
Molecule: messenger RNA, 1852 nt
Organism: Schistosoma margrebowiei
Lineage: Eukaryota; Metazoa; Platyhelminthes; Trematoda; Strigeidida; Schistosomatidae
Source: the annotation of a GenBank genome assembly